AUGAACCUGAGCAUUACGAUACGAGGAGGCCUGAACGGGUCAAGCAGCGGAACUAGCCAAAGUGGGUCCAAAAAAUAUGGCAGUAACGUGCUGCACAAAAAGAAGCUAAAAAAAGACGUUCCAGAAAAGAGGAAAGGAAAAAUCGUGGCAAAAAAAUCUAAAAAUCUGAGUCCAAAAUUAGGAAGCAGUAUUUCUGUCUUACCUUCUGAUAAAAGAAAUAACUUACAUUCGCUGGAAAGAGUUCUUUCUGAGGUGGGGGAUGGGGACAGCCACCACCAGGGGUGGAGGAAGUACGCACACAAGUUCGGCCUCCUGGGACGGUUCGUUUCGAAGGGGCACACAGGGAGCGGCAGUUCGGGAGGAACAAAAAACGGAGGAAGUUUAAAAGGAACAACACACAGCGGAAGCAAUUCGCAACGGUCCGGGAAGAAAAGUACCCACCCCAACCAUACGGGAAGCAAGUUGGUAAAACAAGACGCAAAAGCAAACACACAAGAAGAAAAAAAAAAAAGCCAUUUGACUAAUUUGCAAAAAAAUACUCCUCCAAGGAAAAACAAAAAUUUCUACUCAUCCAACUUAAACACACCAACUGUUUCCACCGGAGGAAAGAAAAGUUACAAACUGAGUAAGCUACUAACACCUCUGGAAAAGUUUGGAAAAAAAAAAAAAAAUAGAGCUAGCCGAAAUUUUCUGGGAUUAAAAAAGGGGGUAAACAUGACUAAGGGGUCAAGCAGCAAGGCAGAAGGUGAGACCUCCCAAAAUGAGGCUUCACAAAAUGGGGACGCACAAAAUGGACUGCCCGUUGGGAAGACAGGUUCUGGCAACAACCACCAAGAGGGGGACCCCACCGAUGGAGCCAAGCAGUCCGUCACUGCAUCAUCUUCCCUUACCAAAGGGGCCGAAGUGGACAUCGAACAGGUAGGUCACCUUACAGGGAAGUCACCUGAAGAGCAGGAGAAUCUAUCCGGAGAAGCACCCUUCGGAAGGUACACAGCAGAACCAACCAAUCCUUACUUCACCAAAGGGGAGUACGACCCGUCAAAGGAUAUACUUCGAGAGCAGACAUGUUUCUACGACGCAGGGAGGGUCUCUGCUAGUUUGCUGCCCGGUUACAAAGAAGUAAGCUUCGAGGGGAUAGCUGCAGCUGAAGGGAACAACGCAUCUGCUACAGAGUCCAGCAAGGUACAAAGAAAUGCUAUGUAUCUGCCGAACCGAUUUUAUAGUCAUCAUAACUUUAACCCAGUCAGAAGUCAGGGUGGUCAAGACGAGGCCUACUACAUUAACGGGUUAAGAACGUUGGAUGGUUCUCUCUUCACUUCGGUCGACCUGUCUCAGGGGACAAUCCACAAGCAGUACAACAUCGGGGUUACCUAUCCUUAUGGAGUUCCCUUUGUGGAUGUGAAGCAGAGGGGGAGGCCGUCACGGAGGUGA
Molecule: messenger RNA, 1431 nt
Organism: Plasmodium coatneyi
Lineage: Eukaryota; Apicomplexa; Aconoidasida; Haemosporida; Plasmodiidae
Exons: 1
Coding region: 1-1431 (476 amino acids)
Source: RefSeq, a predicted model, not a curated record